GCUGUGCUGCGACCCAGCGCGGGUGGGGCGAGAGGGGCUGAGUGGGACACGCGGCCCAGCCCCACUGAGGCCGUGGCAGGGGGAAUGGUGCUCGGAGCUGCCCGGCAUCGGCCCCGUGUCCCCGGACAGCCGCCUCGCUCCCACCGCCCGCGGUCCCUUCUGGGCCGGCCGCCCCACGGACCCCAGGCCGAGCUGUGCCGUGCGGGGACAAACCCCGCUGUCCAACACAGACGUGGUGACACAUCGCCCGGCACCGUGCUCGGGGCGCAUCCCUGCUCAGGGCUCCACGCGGUGCUGUGCGUAGGGCAGGGCCGUGGCUCCGUGCUGUGGGGCAGCCGCGGCCCCCAGGCGCUGCCCCGCACGCCGCCUCUCGCGUCUGGAGCUGCUUUUUGGCACAGACGCCCACGUUCCCUGGUGCUGGCAGGCGCGGGGUGCACACAUGGUUAACGCCGUCCGCCUGCGCUGGGCCCACAUCUGGCGGUGGGAGGGCUGCGCCGUGCUCGUCCCGCUGCUUCGCUCUCCUCCUUUGCUUUCCAGAAGUGCAUUUCCGCCCGGCCAUAGGAGGAGAGGAGGCUGUCACAGGGGUAGGCUCUGCCCUACACCGAGGGGUCUGGCAGCGCGGCACCAAGCAGUGCCCCAGAGCAGCAAAGGCGGUGCGGGGAGAGAACGGCCCUGCCCCAGAGGGUGCUGCUGCAGCAUGGAGGGGCUUUGGACGCUCAGAGUCCUGCUGCUCUCCUGCCUGCUGCUGCCCAACUCUGUGAGCAGCCAGACCAGCCCCAACCCUGACCAGCAUCCAGCGGACCCCGAGGAGGUCCCGUCCAAGCACCAGGCAGUCAGGGCCACGCAGGAGCAGAAGGACAGUGGUGCCCAGGAGGUGCUGCCCCCACGGCCCCACUGCGUCCGCUGCUGUGAGCCGCCCGAGCACCGCUUCUCCUACCCCCAGUACCAGCCCCAGAUCAACAUGACCAUCUUGAAAGGUGAGAAGGGGGAACGCGGUGAGCGGGGCAUGCAGGGGAAGUUUGGCAAGACAGGGGUGGCCGGCAGCAGGGGCCACACGGGGCCCAAGGGACAGAAGGGCAGCGCGGGUGCCCCGGGGGAGCGCUGCAAGAACCACUACGCUGCCUUCUCGGUGGGCCGCAAGAAACCCCUGCACAGCAACGACUACUACCAAACCCUCAUCUUCGACACGGAGUUUGUCAACCUCUACGACCACUUCAACAUGUUCACGGGGAAGUUCUACUGCUACGUCCCCGGGAUUUACUACUUCAGCCUGAACGUGCACACCUGGAACCAGAAGGAGACCUACCUGCACAUCAUGCGCAAUGGGGCCGAGGUGGUGAUCCUCUACGCGCAGGUGAGCGACCGCAGCAUCAUGCAGAGCCAGAGCGUCAUGCUGGAGCUGCGCGAGCAGGAUGAGGUCUGGGUGAGGCUCUACAAGGGCGAGCGUGAGAACGCUGUCUUCAGUGAUGAAUAUGACACUUACAUCACUUUCAGUGGGCACCUCAUCAAGUACAGCGGGGACCCCUGAGUGCCUACACCCCGAUCCUGCUCCCUGGGGUGGGGGCCUGCAGAGCUCCUGCUGCUCCCCUUCUUGGGCACACCACUCUCCUUCCAGCUCUCCUGCUACAUACCACUACCCCCAGCUGUGUGAUAACCCCCCCUCCCCCGGAGGACACUUGAAGGAGAUGGAGACAUUUGUAACCUCUGCUGUAUCCCUGACCCAAGGGCUGGCUGCUCAAUGGAGCAGGCAGGGACCUCGUCCCCACCUGUGCCCAGCUCAGGGCUGGGUGUGCUGGGUGUCUAUGGCAUUGGCUAUGAGCUGGCACCUGCUGGAGCGAUGUGAGCACCUCCGCUGUCCAAUCCUCACCAAUGCACUUGGUCAGCAGGGGGGAGCAGUAAUAAAGCCACUGAACACCACUUCUGCAGAGCGGUGUCCCCUGGGCUGCUGCUUCCCCAGGGCAGAGCCACCAGCAGAUGGGUGCAGCAGCCCUCCCAUGCCGGUUCCCUCACUGUGCCCCACGCCACAGCCACAUCUUGAUGCCAGCACCCAUUGGCAGGAGCUGGCUCCCAGCUGCCCGACAUGCAGGGCCUUCAGCCUCAGCCCCGUUUUUGGGGCUCAAUUUGGGAUCUGUUGGGCAGGCUUCUUGUUUUUGUAGACGCACUGGCAGAGCAGGGCAUGGGGCAGCACGCUGCCUCCUGCUCCGUACACUUGUGAUCGCAUUAAACGCCUCAUGGAUUCGGUUCCUACUCACACUUCCAUCUCAUCUCGUCGCUUUGUGUUCAGGGGCACCUCGAGAGCCGGGCACGGCCGGAGCACAGCCGGGCAGAGAGCAGCGCUCAGGGCUGAGCUCUCUCGGGGCACGGC
This is a messenger RNA of Phasianus colchicus (ring-necked pheasant), 2365 nucleotides long. RefSeq names its product C1q and TNF related 1 (gene C1QTNF1). NCBI's taxonomy places the organism in Eukaryota, Metazoa, Chordata, Aves, Galliformes, Phasianidae. The record is from RefSeq and is a predicted model, not a curated record. Gene Ontology annotation, molecular function: protein binding.